This is a messenger RNA of Phycomyces blakesleeanus NRRL 1555(-), 802 nucleotides long. RefSeq lists its product as hypothetical. Lineage: Eukaryota; Fungi; Mucoromycota; Mucoromycetes; Mucorales; Phycomycetaceae. The coding region runs from base 101 to 430 and encodes 109 amino acids. The transcript has a single exon. The record is from RefSeq and is a predicted model, not a curated record.
ACAAUCACAAUCACAAUCACAAUUGCAGGCGCAACCACUAGCCCAAGGCCAAGUGCAAGGUCAAAGCCAAGUGCAAAGCCAAGGGCAACCACAACAACAAAUGUCAGGGUUUAAUACUGCUGAAGGUAUGGCAGAGGAUACACCGCGUGGUCGGGGUAGACCGAGAGGACGUAAGGCAGAAGCUAGCGCCAAGCGUGGAAGAGGCCGAGGUCUUAGCGUGAAUGCACUCUCUGGCCGUGAUCUCGGCCGUCAAGACAACGUCGGGCUGUUCCUUCCACCUUCCACGAUUGGUAGACCAAGAUUAGGAGAGCAAGGAUCACGUAAAGUCACUGUGCGAGAUGCUAUCUUCACACUUGAGCGCGACUGCCAAACUGGAAGGGGUAAUGGACAACGUACGCUUCUCAAGACAUACAACCAAUGGCUCAAAUAAAGCAAAAGCAAAAGCAAAAGCAAAAGCAAAAGCAAAAGCAAAACAAAACCAAAACCAAAACCAAAACCAAACACAAACACAAACACAAACCAAACCAAACCAAACCAAACCAAACCAAAAUAAAAAUAAAAAUAAAAAUAAAAUUAAGAAAAAGGCUAUUCAAAUUAAACAGCAGCAGCAGCAAAAACAACAGCAGCAGCACCAACAGCAACAGCAACAGCAACAACAAUACUAAUAAUAAUAAUGAUAAUAAUAUUAAUAAAAUAGAAGAAGAAAAAAAAAAGUCUAUUUAUUCUUUUGGACUUCAGUUGGGUUCGAUAUCCGCGCCAUGAAAUGAAGGGCAAAAUAAAUAAAUAAAUAUAAUACGCAUAC